CUUAUUUUGUUCUUUACCGGAAGUGGCAAUAAAGUUUUAUCAAACAUUCUCACUGCACACUGCGGAACAAAUGGGCUCCAUAACAGACGACGAGGUGAUUCGCAAGCGGCUGCUGAUCGACGGCGACGGGGCCGGAGAUGACCGCCGCAUCAACGUCCUCCUGAAAAGCUUCACCAAAUGGUGCCACACCAACGUGACGCCAGAAGAAGGGUUUGCUCAGUACCAAAGGAUGCUGGGAAGCUUGUCCCAGUGUGAGUUCUCGAUGGGAAAGACGCUUCUGGUGUACGACAUGAACCUGAAGGAGAUGGAGAACUACGAAGAGAUCUACGCAGACAUCGAGCGAAGCAUAUCAGGCGCACAUGAGAAAAUCAGCGAGUGCAAAAAAGAGAUCCAGCGAGCAAAGAGGAUACGAAAGAACCGCCAAGAGUAUGACGCUUUGGCAAAAGUCAUCCAACAGCAUCCAGACAGACACAAAACGAUGGAGCAGCUGAAAGCGCUCGACAAAGAACUUCAACAGCUCUCACAAAUCAAGGAGAACGUAGAAGAUAAGUUGGAGCUGCGCAAGAAACAGUUCCAUGUGCUUCUCAGCACCAUCCAGGAGCUUCAGCAGACGCUAGAGAAUGAUGAAAAGAUGGAGAAUGACGAAAUGUCCCAAGAAAGCCCCAUGGAAAAUGGAGAUUAGUUUUGUCCUGGAAUUUUUAUUUCCUCUAAAUAUUGUCUUUUUUUCCCCCCAUUUCACAUUAGUAUCUUUGAAUACAAUUGUAAUUAAAGUGAUGUUUUCACAA
Messenger RNA from Silurus meridionalis, 785 nucleotides. It is a transcript of the gene thoc7, whose product is annotated as THO complex 7. The transcript has 8 exons. The coding region runs from base 71 to 682 and encodes 203 amino acids. The record is from RefSeq and is a predicted model, not a curated record. NCBI's taxonomy places the organism in Eukaryota, Metazoa, Chordata, Actinopteri, Siluriformes, Siluridae. Gene Ontology annotation, cellular component: THO complex part of transcription export complex. Gene Ontology annotation, biological process: mRNA export from nucleus; mRNA processing.